UAUUAAUAAAAUAUAAUGUUUUUCAGAGAUCGUAAAAAUCCAAAUGCUCGUAGAGGUUGGAAUAAUAAGCAAGGUGGGCGAUCCAAUAAAAAUAAUAUGCAAAUGAAGAGUCGAGAUGCUUCAGUUACUGUGAGAGCAGAUUGGAAUACUAUUGAAGAGAUGGACUUUGUUAGAUUUUCGAAAUUAUCUUUGCCUACCGUUAAAGAACCUGAAGAUCUUGUAUGUUGCGGUUCUUUGGAAUAUUAUGAUAAGUCAUAUGACCGAAUAAAUGUUAAGAACGAAAAGCCAUUGCAACGUGUUGAUAGACUUUUCCAUACUGUUACUACUACUGAUGAUCCAAUUAUAAGAAAAUUGGUGAAAACUGUGGGUAAUGUUUAUGCUACAGAUGCUAUAUUAGCAUGCUUAAUGUGUUGUACUCGAUCUAACUACAGCUGGGACAUAGUUAUUGAAAAAGUUGGUGAUAAACUGUUCUUUGAUAAGAGAGAUAAUACUGAAUUUGAUUUACUUACUGUCAAUGAAACAGCAGUAGAACCUCCAUCGGAAGAAGCAAAUAGCUUGAAUUCUCCAAGGAACUUGGCAUUAGAAGCUACAUUUAUCAACCAUAAUUUUUCGCAGCAAGUAUUAAAGACUGGAGAAGCAAGAUACAAGUUUGAAGAAGCCAAUCCAUUUGUGUCAGAUGAUGAAACUGAUGGGGAAGUAGCAUCUGUUGCUUAUCGAUACCGGAAGUGGGAUCUGGAUAAUGGAAUUGUAUUGGUUGCUAGAUGUGAGCAUGACUCAGUAUUACAAGUACCAAAUGGAGAUUUACAGUUUUUGACCAUUAAAGCACUUAAUGAAUGGGACUCAAAAUUGUCUGGUGGAGUAGAUUGGCGUCACAAGUUAGAUGUACAACGUGGAGGAGUUUUGGCUACUGAAUUACGAAACAAUGCUUGUAAAUUAGCUAAAUGGACGGUACAAGCUUUACUUGCUGGCUCUGAUUACAUAAAGUUUGGAUAUGUUAGCCGCGUACAAGUUCGUGAUUCGUCCAAGCAUGUUAUAUUAGGCACACAACAAUACAAACCUACUGAAUUUGCCACUCAAAUAAAUCUGAACAUGGAUAAUGCAUGGGGAAUACUACGAUGUAUCAUAGAUUUGUGCAUGAAGCAA
Acyrthosiphon pisum (pea aphid) is the source of this 1143-nucleotide messenger RNA. RefSeq names its product eukaryotic translation initiation factor 3 subunit D-like. Gene Ontology annotation, cellular component: cytoplasm; eukaryotic translation initiation factor 3 complex. Gene Ontology annotation, biological process: translational initiation. The record is from RefSeq and is a predicted model, not a curated record. The transcript has 6 exons. The annotation marks the transcript as partial. NCBI's taxonomy places the organism in Eukaryota, Metazoa, Arthropoda, Insecta, Hemiptera, Aphididae. Gene Ontology annotation, molecular function: translation initiation factor activity.